This is a messenger RNA of Vespa mandarinia (Asian giant hornet), 1840 nucleotides long. RefSeq lists its product as uncharacterized. The record is from RefSeq and is a predicted model, not a curated record. Lineage: Eukaryota; Metazoa; Arthropoda; Insecta; Hymenoptera; Vespidae.
AGAUCGAUCGAUCGAUUUAAUCGUAAAAGCAAAUAACGAUUAUAUACCUACAUAUGUAUGCAGUUACAUUAGACAUUAAAUAUUAUUCCUCUGGCGGGGUACUUUACAAAAUAAAUGUUUUAUCGCAGGUAGUGGAAACUAUAAAUGAUUCACGUUCCAAAUCAAGCGGAGUGCUUCGAUCGGGGUUAUCCAAGCGAAAAACUGCGCCCGAGACCGAUUCAGGUUCGCCUUAUGAAAAUGGAAAGUACCACGAUUCCAUGAACGAACUAGAAGAGAACGUUCCAAGUAUCGACGGUGAUAAACGCUCGCUACUCGAGUCUAAAGAUAUGCACGAAUCUUUCGUAGAGCCUAUGGAUCGUAUCGAUGAUUUCGACGACGACAUUAAAGUUAGAUUGGGAAGAGGCCUGAAAACGAUCAGCGAUGAUUCAAUAAAAAACGAAACCUUCGACAAUAACAAUUCGACUAAUGUUUCUUCUAUAAAUAAUGAAAAUCUAACAACGAUUAUGAACAUUGUAAAAAUACCUACGAAUUACGAAAUAAAUAUAAUUAAUUCGUCGUAUUAUACCCGAGAAAUCAAUGAUAAUUCUACCGAAACGAUAAAAAAAAAUGAAAAAAAAAGAUCGAGCAACGAAAGUCAUUCGAUCGUGAAUAGCGUUAAAAUUGGAUCUAGUAGACGUCCUCGAUUGGAACCAUUGGCCAAUAGAAAUGCAUCGAGAGUGAAACGAGAAGGAAAUUCUUACUCGUUAAAUUACGACAAAGGAAAUCCUUACGAUACGUAUUAUUCACAUUCGAACGAUAUCACGAAGGAUCUUUACACGAUUGAUCCUUACAAAUAUAAAGAAAACGAUAAUACGCAUUUGAAAUAUAACGACUUGAACGAUCUUUAUAAACAGAACGAGGAUGAUUCGAACGGUAGUAAGAGAAAGAAGAAUAAGAAUAAGAAGGAUAAUAGGAGAUGGAAGAAGAAGAGGAAGAAGAAAAAGAAGAAGAAGAAAAAUUCCAAUUGGAAAGUGGCCAAGAAACGUGUUAGAAAUUUGAACAAAGACGAUAGAUUCGAGUUUCUCAGAGAUACGAAAAGGAGGAGGAAACUUUCGAAACGUCGUCCAUACGCGAAUUUUCGCGACGUCCCAUGGAAGAAGGAACAACGGCGUCGAAGAAAGAAGAAGAAUAUGGCCGGGAAGAAGGGAAAGGAAGUGGAGAAGAUCGAAAUGAUGAGAAAUCGUGAGACGGGUGAGGCGAAGGGAAUUCGAAGGAAUUCUCAUGCCGAUAUCAUAGCUGGCGCUAACGUGAUUCAACAGGAGAGUGUGAACGAUCAAAACACAAUGAGAGAGAAGGAGACGGAGGAUGAGGAUACCCGUAGAAAGAAGCUCGCUAUGCUCCUGACAGCUGACAACAUGGAAGAUGAAUCUCAAAUGGAUUUGGCUCUUCAUGGAGAAUUGGCUGGAAAAAUCGUCGAAAACAUUUUCGAACAAGUAAGAAAAAGCAUGGGAUGUGCUUUCUUUGAUAGAUGGCGACUAGCUUGGUUAAACGAAAGCAAAAGUAUUAUCGAUCAUUUGCAUCAUAGGUGCAAAGGAACGAGGCCCUUAAGGUAGCUCUAGGUCCGGGACUUUAUAGAAAGAACAAGCCCGAAGAUUCGAUCGAAACUGAUAAGACUUAUCAUCAGGGAUUCGACGAAGACGAGGUAUCUCAAUUUUUAAAAAUAUGUAUCUUGAUAUUUUCUUUUUUGGAGAAUCCAACGAAACGAGAAAUCAUAUUAUAAUUUUAUCAUUAAUUUUUAACAUUGUACUUGCUUAUCUCGUAUUAUGCCACUAAAUUGAAAAUAUUUCAACGAAGAUCUUUA